Messenger RNA from Hevea brasiliensis (rubber tree), 5385 nucleotides. RefSeq lists its product as uncharacterized. Gene Ontology annotation, biological process: signal transduction; protein phosphorylation. The transcript is spliced from 9 exons. NCBI's taxonomy places the organism in Eukaryota, Viridiplantae, Streptophyta, Magnoliopsida, Malpighiales, Euphorbiaceae. Gene Ontology annotation, cellular component: cytoplasm. Gene Ontology annotation, molecular function: protein kinase activity; protein binding; ATP binding. The record is from RefSeq and is a predicted model, not a curated record. The coding region runs from base 770 to 5068 and encodes 1432 amino acids.
GAAAAGAAUUUGAGGAGAUCAUCUUUCUAUCUCCUCCACCUCUCUCUCUCUUUCAUAUUCUAUCAGUUCAAAGUCCCAUUUUGCACAAUCUACUCAUCAAAACAACAAAAACAAAACAGCGAUCUUGACCUAAAUUAAUCGAAAUCUGCAUGAAAAGGUCCACGUGCCUUAACCCGUUCUUUCACGCCCUUGAAACCCAACAAUCACACUUGCGAAACUGCCAGUCUUUUCUCUUCUAUUGGCUUUUCGGGUUCUUCGGUUCUUCCCCAUUUCAAUGCCAAACCCUUACCAAAAUACAGAAACUCUAUUUCAUGAAUAAACAAAAUACCCAUCUAGUAAAUCCAAAUCCCGACAAAGAAAAUUUUAUAUUUGAAUAAGAUUUAGAUAUAUAGAGAGAGGGAGAAGGGACAGUGAGAAAGAGAUUCACCAAAAGCCACUCCGCACAUAGCUUCAGCUCUUUCAGGACUCUCUGCACCGACUCGGUUACUCUCUCCCAGUCUAUCUUCUUUUUAUUUAUUUAUUUAUUUAUUUUGUUUUAUAUAUAUAUAUAUAUCUGGGAUAGUCACCCUUCAAAUCUGGUAUUUGUCUCUCUCUUUUUCUCUUUUAAUUCUGUUUUGAGCUUUGAAGGCUUGUGUUCUUGUUGAGUUUUUGCGCUACUUAUAUGGGUUCAUCGUAGUUUUUGGAACUAGUGAAUGUAUAGAAUAAAACCCAUUGGCAAAACCCUAGGUUUCUCUCUCUGGAUUAAUUCAUUCCUCAAUUGAAAUUAUAUAUGGCUUUUGAUCAGAACCACAUACCAAAAGAUCUAAGACCAAUAAACGUAGCCAGAACCAUACCCGAAGAGCCCCGCAUUGCUGUGUUGUCCACCGCUACUGCUCCCACUAUUGCCACAGCGACAGUAGCGAGUAGAAACCCAGAAAUUUUUGCCAAUCCAGAUGGUUCUAUACCCGUUUUUUACCCGAUAACAGUGUCUGAUUCUGGUUUUGUAAGUUUAGGAUAUGGUGGCCCAGCCCCAUGGGCUCCACGCCUACCGGUGCCAGUUGGAAGUGUGAAUAGCCCAAAUGUUGGGUUUGGUUACAGCCCCAAUUUGGGUAAUAGAAUGGUUAGUAAUGCCGUUGAUCAUGCUGGAAAUGAUAUUGUUGCUGGGUCGGGUAGUAGUCCCCUUUUGGACAAUCGGGUUAAUUCUAAUGGGAGCAACGAGUUGACAAAUGUGGGAUCUGGUUACAAUGCCAAUUUGGGGAACCGUGGAAGUGGUAGUGGCACUGGCGUUGAUCAUGGGAGUGAAGAGGGUGGGGAUGAUUCAGUGUCAGGGAAGAAAGUUAAGUUUUUGUGUAGUUUUGGGGGGAAGAUUUUCCCUAGACCCAGUGAUGGUAUGUUGAGAUAUGUUGGAGGGCAGACAAGGAUCAUUAGUGUGAGGAGAGAUGUGUCCUUUAAUGAGCUAGUGCAAAAGAUGGUGGAUACUUACGGCCAACCAGUGGUUAUUAAAUACCAGCUUCCUGAUGAGGAUCUUGAUGCACUGGUGUCGGUUUCUUGUACUGAUGAUCUUGAUAAUAUGAUGGAUGAGUAUGAGAAGUUGGUUGAGAGGUCUUCUGAUGGGUCAGCUAAGUUAAGGGUGUUCUUGUUCUCUGCUAUGGAGCUUGACACAUCUGGUAUGGUGCAAUUUGGAGAUUUACAUGACAGUGGACAGAGAUAUGUUGAUGCAGUAAAUGGGAUUGCAGAUGGUGUUGGCAGUGGUAUUGCUUGGAAGGAGAGUAUAGCAAGUGCAACUUCAACUCAGAACUCUGAUUUUAGUGGGACUGAGGCAGUUGAUAGCUCAGGUACUGGUCAAGUGGAUAUUAGUGGUGCACCAACAGCUAGUGUUUUCUCGCCUAGAGGUGAUCUGGCAACUUCCCAGGAGUCCAAUCCAAAAUUUGUGCCAGUGGAGCCUAAUCCUCCAAUUCAUGCCGAUGCAUCUGCAGUGUCUCUGGGCAUUCCCGUGGUUAAGUCUGGUCCUCCCCAAACUCUAUCUUCCCAGCCCGAAGUUGAAUUUGAGAGGUCCAUACCUGUUUCUGUGCCUCAACAGCAAUUGGGAUAUGAUUUCCAGCAAGCUGGAAUGGGCAUUCCACCACCUGCACCUCACUUGCAAGCUUAUGCAGAUCACCGCCAAGAAAUCACAAAUCAUGCAGAUUAUAUGUAUCUUCCUGCCCAGAUGAGAUUUCCCAAUGCUCAGUUGUUGGGAACUGCUGGAUCUGCAUACACUCAACAGCAGAUUCGUGACAGUAAUUCAAGCGUGGCUUCUCAUCAAUAUAUUCCUGCUGUGCAUAUGACGAUGACACCCACAUCUUCUCAAGUAGCUAUGAGGCCAACCAUUGUUCAGCCACUGGUGCAAACACAACAAGCUCGUGUGGAUCGAUAUUCUAAUGAAAACACAUAUGGCACAAGGAUUGUUCAGUUUCCUAUUGACCCAAGCUACAAUGCUUAUCAGCCCCAGCCUCCAUCUGCAGUUGUUGGAGGUGGCUAUGGUUGGCAUCCAGUUGCUCAGACUGAGCAUGUUGUCUUCUCUGAUGGAUCAGUGUCUCACCAACAGGUAAUUUUUUCUGAAAAAAUACAGAGAUUUGAGGAUUGUGUUAUGUGUCAGAAAGCACUGCCUCAUGCACAUUCGGAUCCUUUGGCACAGGAUCAAAGAGAGAGUGGGAUGAGCUCUCUAUCUGAUUCAAACGCAGUUCAUCAUAGUCUCCAUUUGGGAGACACUAAAAAAGGUCAGCCUUUGAACUGGGUUAUGGUUGGCGGAGCUUUGGGGGAUGGCAUUGUUGAACAGGGUGUUGGGGCUCGAUCCUCUGCCCUUAGCCAUGUUGACCAUCAAGUUGGAUUGCAACAAUCAGAAGCGGUUUUGUUCUCACAUACUGAAAAUGAGAGAACUACCAUGCGGAAAGUGGACAGUUCUGAUAAAUCUAAGAUUUCAGUUCCUCAUGGUAUGAUGGCUGUACCAGGAUUCACAGGUAUAGUUCUCCAGUCUCGCCAAGAAGAUUCUGUUCAGCAGCAUCAGGUGUCUGGUCAAUACCAGGUUAACGAGGAGCCCUUACUGAACAAACCUAUUAAUGGUGAUGUCUCUCAAUUUCCUGGUGUUCAAGCUUCAGAACGGUUGGGUCAUGAAUGUCCAGUGGAGUACCCUGGUAACCUGCCUCGUGUUGUUUCCAGAGGAGAUAUUGUAGAAUCUAGUGUAUCAUAUGAUCAGCUAAGAUCAAUUAAUGGGAUGAUAGAAACUCUCCAUAUGUCCCCUGAAAUUAGUGCUAGUAAUGAGCAGAGUAAGUCACCUGUUGAUAAACUGAGAAAGGAAGAGAUCUUGGAUUACAAAGCUCAACAAUUAGGUGGGAGGGAUUCAUUUCUGGAUGAUAGCUAUAAAAAGCCUCAGCUGGUUCUUGACUCAAACCACAUCAAGCCAACUGAAAUACUGCCUGCUUCUGUGGUCACACAGCCACCCAUUUUGGGUAAUCAAGUAUCGUAUCCGCAAUGCAUGAUUGGAAUUAAUCUAUUGGAUUCUGCGGAGGUUAGUUAUGGAAACCCCACAUUCUCAGGCAUUCAGCCGGCCUAUGCAAUUGAUAGAAUCCCACAACCAAAAAUUAGUCCUAUUGAUAUGGGAGUUGGAUCUCCAAAUGCUAAUGUGCCGUCUUCCUUAUCAUCUGGUAGAGUUGGAGAUGUUCAGGAUUCCUCAAAUUCACUUUUCAGCAACCAGGAUCCUUGGAAUCUAAGGCAUGAUGCUCACCUUCCUCCUCCUAGACCAAACAAAAUUCUAACGAAAAAAGAAACUUCUGAUACCAAGGAUCCUUUCAGUGAGAACCUUGCCAGCAACCCUGGAGAAAUAAAGACAGAUGGGCUGAUGGGGGAUGGAGUUUCCCAGCCACAGAGCAAUGCAAAAAGGGAUUUGAAUUCAGAGCAAGCUCAAUCCACCAAAGGCUCAGCUGAGGAACUCAUGAAGCAAGAACUUCAGGCUGUAGCUGAGGGUGUAGUUGCUUCUGUUUUUCAGUUAGGUAGCCCUAGUCCUGACUCAAUGGCUAAUGAAAGAAGUGAAUCAGCUCAUGAGGCAAGUCAAGACAAGAAAGUUUCAAGUGAAGAUAUAGACAUGCAACACAAAGCUAAAUUUGAGGAUAUGAAGAAUAAACUGCCAGAAAAGCUGAAUUUUGGAUUUCCAGUAUCUGAAGGAAAUUAUCGUUUGCAGAUUAUAAAGAAUGUUGACCUUGAAGAGUUGCGAGAAUUGGGUUCUGGCACCUUUGGGACUGUAUAUCAUGGGAAGUGGAGGGGCACUGAUGUUGCAAUUAAAAGGAUCAAUGAUAGAUGUUUUGCUGGGAAACCUUCUGAACAAGAACGCAUGAUAGAUGAUUUCUGGAAUGAAGCAAUUAAGCUUGCGGACUUGCAUCAUCCAAAUGUGGUAGCUUUCUAUGGUGUUGUGCUUGAUGGUCCUGGAGGAUCUGUGGCAACAGUGACAGAAUACAUGGUUAAUGGUUCUCUGAGAAAUGCUUUGCAGAAGAAUGAGAGGAGUCUUGACAAGCGUAAGCGUCUAUUGAUUGCCAUGGAUGUGGCCUUUGGGAUGGAAUACUUGCAUGGAAAGAACAUAGUACACUUCGACUUGAAAAGUGACAAUUUACUUGUUAAUCUUCGAGAUCCUCACCGCCCAAUAUGCAAGGUUGGUGAUCUGGGCCUGUCCAAGGUGAAAUGUCAAACGCUUAUCUCAGGUGGUGUGCGGGGAACACUUCCAUGGAUGGCACCUGAGCUUCUGAAUGGCAGCAGUAGUCUUGUUUCUGAGAAGGUCGAUGUGUUCUCAUUUGGUAUUGUGCUGUGGGAACUUCUAACUGGGGAAGAACCGUAUGCAGAUUUGCACUAUGGGGCUAUAAUAGGUGGUAUUGUGAGCAAUACAUUGCGGCCACUAGUGCCUGAAUCUUCUGACCCAGAAUGGAAGUCAUUAAUGGAGAGAUGCUGGUCAGCAGAGCCAUCAGAGAGACCGAACUUCACUGAAAUUGCUAAUGCUUUACGUGCAAUGGCAGCAAAAAUUCCUCCUAAGGGAUACAACCCAACGCAGCAACACCCUUCAACAUAGCCCCAGGUUCAAAGUUGAUUACAGGCAAGUUGUUUCGGUCUGUCCUCUCAAUCUGUUCUUGCCAUGGCUGCUUCUCUGGGCUGUAGAAAGACGUGUAAUUUAUUUUGCCAAAAAAGUAGUACAGUGAGGGCACUUAUUUUCCUUUUUUAUUUUUAUUUUUUAUAUUUUUUCAUAUCUUUAUCCUUUGAUGUUUUGAGAUAGGAAUCACAGUCCAUAGAAUUUGUGAAGUUGGUUGAUGUUUACCUUCUGUUUUGAAUGUGUUUUGUUGUUGGGUUUUCAUUAACUUGGGUAGUGUAAUUAAGAGGCUGUUUUGACCA